Molecule: messenger RNA, 25105 nt
Organism: Porites lobata
Lineage: Eukaryota; Metazoa; Cnidaria; Anthozoa; Scleractinia; Poritidae
Source: the annotation of a GenBank genome assembly
AGUCGUGUGUCGCAUGUGGUGUAGAAAACCGUACUACAGUUUUAUUACUUUUUCACGAAGUUUUUAGUAUAUUUUGUAUAUUUUUCAACCAUUUAUAAAGCAGGAGAGGAUCUUCAACAAUGGUAGACCAGCCUGGUGCUGGUGGCUCUCGUUCGUACAAAAUCCGCGGGUACACACGAGAGCGACAAUCUGCGAAACCGUACGCUCGUCCACCUGGGAGAAGGAAGGUACGUGAUCCGAACUUUGGUUAACACCGUUUCAAAUUUUUUCUUGAAAGAGGAAGAAAAAGUGUUAUUUUGUUCUCGAAAAAGUAUUUUAUUGUUUUUACUUCGUGUAAGCAUACUAGACGUCAGAUUAACUCGUUCAUUUUGUCUUCUGCAGGGUGUUAUUGAAACAGUGAAGGAUUUCUUCUCUCCGGCAUGGUUAGUUGAUUUAUUUAAAGGAAAUCAGAGAUCACAGCCCGUCGAAAUCGACUUUGAUCAACAAGAUGAGCAUAAUGAGGUUUCACAGACCAUCGAUGAAAGCUAUACUUCAAACUCUAACCUGCGAUCCUCAAGAAAACGGGCAGAGGUUUCUACCGCAACUACAGUCGGUAACGGCCAGUUGGGAUCGUUAGGACCGGGAUAUUUCUCCUCUAUCCUUCGAGAACGGGGACUCUCUGGCGAAACUCCUUCUACUUCAAGACCUUCGCGUACGUUUGGUUUAUCUAGUGGAAAUGAUCGUUAUGGAGAAGCUUCUACCAGUUCGGUUAGAUCGGAAGAAUCUGAGAGCGACGUUCCCAGCUCGAGACGAGCAAGCGAGAGCGUGCGACCAGAAACCGCCGAGGUAGGUUUUUACACCGAACAUAGAUUUCGUGACUUGCUACUUAGUUGAAAAUAAUGUUCCUAAUCAUAUUUUUAAACAUAUUCUUGUAGAAGAUGGUGAAAAGUCUUGAAGGUUUUUCAUUUACAGGUGAACUGCCUCCAGCUACAGUGCAUUUGUGUAAAAUUAAAAGGCCAAGGCUAAUGAUAUUGGGGAAUAGUAAUUUCAUCAAAUUUACUAUCUAGUUAACUGGAAAGUUCUUUUGCUUGUAGUGUAUUAUUAUGUAACUUCGGGUAUGCUAUCCUUUUUGGUGCUUGCCUGCCUUCUUUACUCCCUCUUUUUUUUCCUUAGCAGUGAGGUUUUUCCCUCGUCGUGGGUUCACUUAACCUUCUUGAAUAUUGUCCAAUUUCCUGUACGUAUGUAGCUUUCUAAUGCCUCUGUCUAUACCUUGGUCUGUAAGAAUUCAUGAAUGGAUAGAUGUGUGAUGGUAUGCAUGUAAUGUCCCUGGAAAUGAUGUGUCAUGAAAAAUUGGCAUUCAGCUUAAGAUGAAAUUUAGAAAAUUGCUUGCCCCUUUAGCAAGCUGUUGCUUCAGUUUAGUAGCCCAUACUAUAGCUGUCAAUAGCUGUCAUAAGCAGCCAGCUACUGCGGUAAAAUCAGCUGGGCUCUCUAAGUUUGAACACGAGUCGAACAUAAUAAGUAUAAGCAGAUUCUGUGAUAAGUGACCUACUACUUUCCCUGAGAGACUAGCUACUACAACAAUCAUGGCAGUCCUGGCAAGCAGUUUGGCAGGCCUACCAAACCUAACUGACAUUUUUAUUUUGCAACCAAAAUGUUGCUUGCCCAUUGAACAACUCGGAAGCAAGCUAGCCUGAUGGGCUGCUACACUAGCCCUUGGCUAUUAGAUGAUGCUUUUGUGACCAUCCCCCCUCUUUUGUUGUCUUAGGAAGUGUAAAAGCUGAAGAUCGCUCUUCCUCUUGUUAUAAUUAAUGUCAAAAUUAUGGCCCAUUAGUGAUAAAACAACUUAUUUAAACAAUCAGUCUCAAGUGGGUAAUCAGCGUGCAAAGAAAGUAGUGUCUGAUAGCCUGGAGCUGGUGGAUUUUGCUAUCAGGCUAGUGAAUUCUGUUUUUAACUUGCCCAAUGGGCAAGUCAUGUUUUGUGAGGAAUUCGAAUGACAGAAGAACUCUGCAAUCAAUUCUGCCCGUCAAAAAGCUUUUGGGGUUAGUUGAAAUGACAUCUGGGCUAGUAAAUGCUAGCUUCAACUUGCCCGAAUAGCGAGCUGUAAAAAUGAUUUUCUUUGCACCCUGCUAGUGUACAGCUGCAAAAUGAUUCUGUAUCAACAAGCAUUAUCAGAAGGACACUACUAAUCUACAUUAAAUUACUGUAGCUCAAUAAUAUUAUUGUACAGCUGCAAAAGGCACCUGACAGCUGAAGUACAUGUGGCUAAGAGAUCAGUUGUGUAUCAAAACUGUGGAAAUUAACCAUAGCAUGGUAAUAUUAACCAAAACUCAGCAACAUCAACAAUGAUUUUGAAUUUUGCUCAAAAUCUUUUGGCAAUCUAUUUCUGCCUGGACCUUUUGGUAGUAAAAUUUCUUGGUGACAACAAUAGGGAGUUUUUGCAACAGCGACAACGAACAGUCAAAAAAAAUAAUACAUUUAGAAUGCCAAAAAAACAACUUUGCACGUGCAUCACCCUUUUUUGUACAUUUCUUAGCCGUUGUUGCACAACUGCGACAUGAAACUUCCUAAUUUCACUCGCCUGCUUUAUGGAGUAGGUGAGCACAACACAAGAAGUGUCUUUUUCUAAACUCAGUUAUGGUCCUUUCAGAUUUUUCCCAGAAAAUUUCGCCAACAUUUGUCAAUUUGAAUGAAAUUAAACAAGAUCAACGAAGUUUGAAACAGUGCGAAUCCACUUUUUAAGUGACUUUUUGGUUUGUUGUCAUUCAGAAAUUUUGCUACCAUGGCAACGAUUUCUCUCUAUUUACUUUGAUCUAGCGAGGAAUUCGAGUUGUCCAAAUUUAAGUUAACCGAGUAAAAAUGACUGAAAAGUAUGGUCAAAUCCAAGAGAAAUGGCACUUAAUGUUUGUGGAGAGUUUGAUGUAUUGGGGUUCCACUGAAUUCAUGUAAUAUAAAGGAGUUUUAAAAUUAAUGGACUUUUAAGGGCCUUUUUGUGAAUUUCAAACAGUGGAUAAUCAGGUUGCAUGGUGUCUCACUUGUGACAAAAAAACUAGCUUAAUAAGAUUUUUUUCACAUUAUGCAGGAGCAAGAGGAUGACUUAUCAAUAACCCAUGAAGUCAGACAGGUAGCAAGCUCAUCAGAGUCAAUUAUAACGUCUACUCCUGCCUUAUUUUUAAACCCUGGAAGCAAACGACGAGCAAAUACUUCAAUAUUUGGUGAACCAUUACCUACUGUGGAAGCUUCAUCAUCAGGGAGUGCAAACCAAGCUAGACCACAGCUGUUUCCUCCAUCUUCUGAAUACCGUCCAGGCCCACAGCCUUUCUCCUUACCUAAGAACAGGCCAUCUUUUUCUGUUUCUGCAUUUGGUUCCACUAUAAAGGUAAGCACUUUGUGAGUCCUGUACUAUUAGGGAGCUUAAGCAACUGUGACAACAAGGACAAUGACAAUGUCGAAAAAUAAAUUGGUUUAAUGAGCAGAGCAACACCACUGCAGGUGCAUCAUGCUUUUUAGUACAUUUCUGUGAUGUCCACUACAUGACUAUGACGUAAAACCUUCUAUUGCGACAUUUUAUGAAGAAUGUGAACACGCAAAGAAGACUUUUCCUUUUCUUUCUGAACGUGUAUAAAAUCGUUAGGAAUUCAACUGCGGGAAAAAUCACCCACAUAUGAUAAAUUGAGCAGGUCUGAAUCGACAUGAUAAAGUUUGAGAUGAUGCAAGUUUUUUUUUUAGCGACAUGUUCACUGCCAUUGUCGUCAUUGCUUAAGCGACCUACUGUCUUCUGUAGUUGUGUAAAAGUGCAUUUUUAUUCAAUGAUAUGCAUUAUUUUUACAUUAUUUUUAUCUGAUGACAGCCCAAACCACCCCAACCUGGUGAGUUUUCCUCUCCAUUUUACCGUGGAAGGACAUCUUUUGGUGGAGCCUCAUCCCUCCAUUCUGCAGGAUAUAAGCGAAUGAGAACAAAUUCUCCAACACUAGGAGAGGUGAGUGUAAUUAGCACAUCACAGUGGAACCUCUGUUGUACAGACUUAGCAAGACUGUGGUCAAUAGUUUAGAUAAUCAAGUCUGGAUAUUAUUCACAUCUUUCUCUUUGUUGCUCUCAUCGUAUUUGCAACAUAAGGUUGUCCAGCCAAAAAAAAAAUUAUGACAGCUGUGAAGCCAGGAAUGUACAAUUCAUGCCAGCAUUACUUUCGGUCUUCAAAACACGUGAAGAUCCUUUCCAAACAAACAAACAAUGAAAUAAACACCUAUGUUUAGAGGGGAUAACACUGGCCCUCCGGGGAUGUAUCUAAGGAAAAGCUAAGCAGGCUUUUUUCUUCGUCAAGCUGGCUUUCUCACACAAAACUGGGAGCCAUGCCAAGCCGACCAUGCAGCCCGACCUUUAUUAUAUCUACACCACAAAUCAUUAGCAAAUAACAGCACAAAAAGAGAGCUAACAAAACAACUGAAACUGAGCCUAGAUACAAGAUUAGCAUACAACAAUAACCAGAACUAAGGCACUACAUGAAAUCCUACAACAACCCAAAAAACGCAUGGAGGGUGGGUGGGUGGGGCGGGGCAGGUCAGUGGCAGAAGGCAACAAAGACAAGUGAACUCUGAAAAACCAUGUGACCUGAAGACCCCCUGCACACUCAAACCCAUACUCCUAGCCGUGUUUGAGAAAAAAGUUUUCUGUUUCUUUCGUCCUCAGCCAGUGGAAAACCAUACUUUUUACUCAACUGCACCUUUGAAAUUACCCCAUGUUUUUGUUUUCCAGAGCCAUUUGAGCCAGUGGUAAGGUCUUUUUCAGCUGGUGAAAUUAGCUGGCAGCCAGCUGUUAGGGACAUGCCUGGUUCUCUAAGCCUCCCCAUUUAUUUUGAGACACUUUCCAGAUCAAAUUGGAAAUUUUAUUUGGUUUUUUAGGAGAGGGUAAAACCCUCAUAGUCAGAGAAAAAACUCCCAGAGUAGAGAAGAGAACCAGUAAUAAUAAUAAUUCCUUUAUUUACCCUUGGCAGUAUUUAUAGCACUAUUGCUGGUGGGGCCAAGCAAAUGCCUGAAACAAAUCAUUCAAAUCAAACUUAAAAGGAUUAAUUAAAAAUCCCAACUGGCUGGAGGCAAACCAGCUGGCUAUUUACAAGUAUGGUUGAGGAUUUGAACUCGGACUACUGUGGACAAAUCCAUUUAGAGGUCAGGAUGGAACUUGAACUCAGGGCCUCUGAAUUGCAAGUUCAGGCCUCUAACCACUCCGCCAUGCUGCCUCCUCUAAACUCAACUCACAUAAAUCAUUAGCAUUAUACAUUUUUGUUUUGUUUUCUAUCUUCUCUAGGCUGCACAACCAGUGCGGAAAGUAAUAACUCCAAAGCCUAUUUCAAGUUAGUAGUUAUUUUUUGCUGUAGCCCUUUACAUUUUGUUUUACACGUGUCAGUAUUUUGUCUCCAUUGCUUACACUGUAUGCAACAAAAAUUUUGUUGUGUGGACAAGCUAAACCCUGACAAAGAUAAUUGUAUGAAUGGUCUCUAUAAGCCCCCUCAUUGACGGCAUUAAUUUUGUAUUGGUUUCUUGUCCCUGAAAUAUAAUGUACAGGUGUAUGCAGUACUUUGUAGUUCUUUGUGAAUGUGGCAGCAUCUUUAAAUAAAGAUUAGUUUACUGUAAUGGCAUCUGUUUCUGUUGGCUGAUAUUUCAUUGUUUCUUCAUAAAUAUAUCAGCUGGAAGUAGUGGUGUGACCAGCCAAACUGCAAAGAGGAUUCUUGAAGCUUUAGAAAACAUGUCCUCACCUUUAAUUGUAAGUAUUUUUUAAAUACAUUUUCAUUGCAAGGCUGUUCUGAGACAUUUUAAGGUGGAGGAAUCAGUGCUCGAGACUAAUGCUAGUCCACAGCCUAGCACAAGUGAAACAUCAUGCUACGCUAGUAAAAAUGCACUCCUCCUUGCCCUUAGACCAGUUAGUUUAGUGGACAAAAUAAGUUUUCUACAACUCUAAACCUUGGGAAGUUUGUUUUUUUCUCUAAAAACUUCAUCAGUAGUUACUUUCUGUACGAAGAGAAAAAGAACUGCGAUAAACGAACAGUCAGAAGUUUUCAACUAAGUUGGGAGAAAACUUAUCCUUGGCUGUGAUUCAUCAAAGAAGAAAAUGUUCUGUUUUCAGGAGUGGGUGUUGGUCUCAAACAGCAGUGCCAAGAGAUUGGCAAAUCCAAACUCUGCUUAUGUCCAGGGACAGGCAAUUUCUGUUGAGACUCAAUUUAAAAAGGCAUGAAAGUUCUGUUACCCCACAUAUUUAUUUUUUUCUGGGCUUCUUUUUGGACCAGUGGCUUUUCCUCAUGGGCUAAUGAGUUAUUUCACUUACUAGCCUAUUGCCUUUUGUCCAAAAAAGUUAGUGUUGAGCACUGGGAAUUUGGAGUGCUUGUUAUGGCUUAAAAACAACUUUGAUGUUACUCUUAGAAAUGUUGCUUUCAAUUUCCUGUGCCAUUGAGUGUGAAUAGCUGUGUUGUGUGUAUUUUUGAAGCCUUUUUUUGGCAAUCCUCACCAAAAUUCUGAGCCUCCAUUUUCAGAAUUUGUUCGAAAAAAUACAAAAAGUCCUGUUCUGUUUGUUUGUUUAUUGGGAACAAGUAGAUUUUCCUGUUAGACAAGAAAUGUUUUGUGCACUUUAGGCCCAUAACUUAAAAAAGAAUGAACCAGCCCUGGAAAAGCAAAUUUUGGACUCUGCUUGUCCUAAGGACAACUGACAUUCAGGGUUUCUUUCAUACCUGAGGUAAUGAGAUUCAUUGUUUAGAGUAAAUUCUUCACUUAACUUUAACAGGAUGCUAGGAAAAUUCCAACACCACCUGUGUCUCCUUCAGCUUCUCCGCUGUCCUUUUCGGUGAGUAAAAACUUCUUACUAUAUGUUUCAGUUCUGAAUACAGUCGAACGUCCAUGUGCAAACAAAAUUGAUCUCUUAACCCAUUCGCUCCUGGAGAUUUUGCCGAAAAACGCGUUUUGAAGCUAGUCGAGUGGUUUUCUGGUCACUGUCGUGCUAUAAAGAGCUAAAACUUACCACAAACCGGUUUACAGGUCGUACACUUGGCGGCCUUCUGAUCCAGAUGCAAAAUAUCAGCUUGCGAAGUUCGGGCAUGCGCAGAAAGCAAAAUUUCGACAUAGUUUUUGGGUUUAAAAGUGACACAGCAGUCUUGACUUUUACUUUUCGCUUUCUCUCCUCCCUUCUUUUUUCGCUUUUCUUGCCUCAUUUUUUUUUUCUCUUUCUGGGCAUUUAGUAGGCUUCAUUUUGGUGGGAAGAGUUUUUAGGAAAGCUUUUAGGAUCUUAGGAUUAGGUGAAAGGAAAGGUAGGUGGGUAAUGGAACAAGAUUUUCGUGGAGAUUUUCAGGUCCUUGUCACGUGGUUUUUUGCUUCUUUCUCCAGUGUCCUUGACUGAAUUGUGCUCAUUCUGGUAUGGUUUGAAAGAUCUCUUCACUCUGCACACGUGUGCGAAGAAAGUUGUCCUUGACCGUUAAAACUGAUGACGUCACAAAGGGUAGAAAGGACCUGGAUCCGCACGGGCGGUUACGGGCGGUUCAGGGGCGAAUGGGUUAAGCAACCACUGAUUCAAACCUCCAACAUUCUCCCAGUCAAAAUUUAUUCCAACAGUUGGACCCUCUUGUCCUAAAGUGAUCACGACCAUUUUUCAGGGUGAUUUUUAUAAUCUUUCAUCAUUUUAAACCUCUUGUAGCAAAGGCUUGGCACAUGGUGUGAUCUUUAUGUUUGCUGAAUGUACUAUGAUGCUCGGAGUGUGCAAAGAACUUUUAGUGAGAACAUGGAAUGACACAUAUUCUAACUUGCAUACAAUGAAUUCUUGUUCAAAAAGUGGAUGUGUUCAUAACUCUUCUCUGAAGAAACCCCUCUUUUGAGGUUCUUUUCUUGCAAGUGAGUGGUCGCUUGCAGGAGGUUCCAGUGUAUUAAUCUGUUGCAUGUUUUCGAUAUAUCACUGCUAGGUCAUAAUUGUUUCACUCUUUAAUCAAAUGCUCCUUGAAAACUUAAUUGAUUCCUGUAUAUACCAAGCUGUCUCCUGCCACACCUUUAUUCAUAUAUCUUAACCAUAAUAAUUGCUUCCCUUUAUUGUUUACAGCCUGCCAGAAGAAAAAGGCCACCUAUACCAUCUCGAGCUGUAGGAUCUCCUCGUUCCUUGAAGGUACAUAUUGGUUAUCUGUAACAUAAUACAAAUAAUUGUACUUAUAUAUAAUAAUGUUAACGUUCCUUUUGUUCACUCAAACCUCCUCUUCUCAUGCAAUCUACUUUGUUUUUUGUUCUGUCAGGCUCAUUUUCCUGGUCCUCCUGUGCAAGAUCUUUCUGCCCCUCAACGAGCCUCUAUCUCCAAGUUAACUGCCAAAGAAACUGUAUCUCCUGAGAGUACCGCAGUUUCAUCCGCUGCUCUGUAAGUAGCCUAGUUCACCAAUGUAUCACCAAUGUAUUGAUGUCUCAUACCUUUUCACUCCUUCAUGCGAUUUCUGUGGCUAUUGUUUAACAACACAUAUUUUUCGUAUUCUUCGUUGUGCUUUACAAAAGAACGUCUUUUACCUGUCUGGUCACAUAAAGGCCCAAGUAUUUUCAAUUUGGGACUCAUUGUUUUUUGAACUCAAUGGUUCUGGACUGGGACUUUGGACUUUUUGUCCAUUUUUGCAUUUGGCCAUCACUGGGAUUGAAAGGAGUAAAAAAUCCUUAAAAAAUUGAUGAGGUAAAUGGCCAGGCUCCAGUUGUUCAAACGUUGGAUAGCGCUAUCCACCGGAUAAAUCACUAUCCAGCGGUUAAGUGUUAGGGAAACCAGUUGUGCUAUCCAGUGGAUAGAGAUUUAUCCAGUGGAUAGCAUUAUGCAGCUUUUGAACAACUGGGGCCAUAAGGUUACAUUUAGUUUUUAUUCCAAUUGUUCAGAUUCAUUUUUACUAGUCCAUAUGACAGAAAAAGAGUAGGAGGUGAAAUAUUAACUGUAAGAUUUGCUUGUUUGGCAUUGCAUUGACUGGUAAAUGGUUUGGUCUAGAGCAGUAAAUGGUUGCAGUGUGAAAAUAUUGUAAACUGUGUUUUUUUUUGUAAACAUAUUUACAAGAGAUUGUCUCAUUGUCAGUGUUUUUAUUUGGGAACAUAAGAAAAUUCUGUGUUGCCAACAGGAAUAAAACCCUUCCAGUUGGGAACUUGAAAAUUUCAUGUCUUUCCAAGUAAGAUGAUAUGUGCUGUUCCUUGUCACAAACGUUCCUUUUGUACUUCUGCCCACUGGUUACCCAAAAAAUCAUAUUUCAGGUAAUUUUUGAUAAUUGGCUCAUGUAAAAAGCUCCUUACUGAGGAGCUUUAAAGACACACUUGGGCAAUACACCCAGAAUGAUGUCCUGUCUUUGCGUGAAUUUGUGGCUUUUAUUAAUUCGUGGAAAAUGUGUUUUUCCCCUCAGAUUUUCUACAGCUACAACAACCAUCCCAACAUUUUCAAAGGUAUCAAAAGUUUUAGUUAGUGCUGAUGUGUUUUUUGUGUCUGCAGUUUUGUUAGCUGCAUGCUCUUUCAAGUGGCAAUAUGUACUUUCAUUUAUCUGAGAUUCUUAGCAGAAUAAACGUCUUUAGCUUGUAUGUUUUGUUUUCCCAAUAGAGGUCCCAAGGGAACUUGCUCCAUUACUCUGAAAGCUAAAAGUCCAAAACAUCUUACAUUAAAGAGAUCAUGCAUCACUUGAAAUUAAUGCAAACAGAAUGUCUCAGUCAAGAUUACCAUAAAGUAAUGCCAAUGAAUCCAAUAUUGAUAGAAUGUGAAAACAUUUUUGUUCAUGAGUAAACCCAAAGGCAAUUAUUGUACUGGUAGGGUUUGUGUGGGUCAUGGUAAACCUGGAAAGCCUUGAAAUUUAAUUUAUUGUUGGUUCAGAAAGUCAUGGAGAAUUAAAUGUAGGUUUGAUAGAUUACACAUGUAGUCAUUGCAGUUUUCAAAUCAAAGACUUUGUGAGAUAGAGAAAGUAAUAAAAGUUUUGUGUCUGUUGAAUUGGGUAAGGUAAAAAAAAAUGCCCUUAAACAAAUAAAGUUUUGAAAUUUUUGAAUAUGAUAAAUGUAGUUAAACCUAAGUUCAAGGAAAACUUGAAGAGAUCAUGGAAAAAGUCAUAGAACAAUGUGGAAUUUGAAGAACUUAGAAGAGUGUGACCCUGAGUGGUUGGGAGAUAUAGUCACUUGUUGUCUCUUUCAAUAGAUUGCAAAAAACAUACCGUAAAAUUCCGAAAAUAAGCCCGUCCAUGUAUAAGCCCCUCCAAAUAUAAGCCCCCUAAACUCGUAAUGCAAAAAACCCUCUGUUAAAUCGCUCCUCCAAAUAUAAGCCCCCCAGGGGCUUGUACUUGGAAAUUGCCCUCAAAUACAAAGUAAAACAAAGCAAAAACUGUAAAUUUCCUUCCAACUAUAAGGCCAGCCCAAUCGAUUUUGAAAUGCAAAUUUCUCUCCAUAGAUAAGCCCCUCAAAAAGGGCCUUUGAAAAAUAUAGUCCCGGGGCUUACUUUCAGAAUUUUACAGUAUUGCUUAAUCUCUGUCUAUAUACCAUCAACAGUACCUAUUUCUUUGCUAAUAUUAAUCUGUCUUGUUUCAGCCAUCAGUGCCAUCCUUUACAUCCACUCCUCUUCCAAUAUCUCUGUCACCUUCAUCCUCCAAUUCAAAGGGUGGAGGGAAAGUAAAAAGUGCAAGAAGUACAAGCCAUUAUACCCAGAGAGAUAGAGGUGAUGAUAGAGGUGAAUCAGAGGUAUGUGAAAACUUUUAUUUUCCUUUGUGCAGGGCUGUCAUUAAGAGGCAGGGUCCAGGGAUUUCCCCCAUUUACUAUGAACUUGGCCCCCGGCUACUUUCGUAGAAAAAUAGAAGAAAAAUAUAACCAAAAGAAACCCCUAACUGUCUGACUCCCGCCUAUUUUCUAUAUUUACCCACCAACUUAAAAUCUUAGUGACAGCCCUGCUUUGUGGUGUGGUCUAUAUUUUGUUUAAAAAAUGUAUUCUGGUAUCAAAAGCUCUCAGAUUUUUUAGUAUUGUAGCUUUCAGUUGUAUUGCUCAGUCUUCAUCAGUGGUGAAUGCUCAGUGUUGUAAUGUAAAUUAUUAGUCAUUGACAACGAAUGAUUAAAAAUCAUGAGAAGUUCAUAGCUCUAUUUAGGGUUAGGCUGCAGUACUAAAAAAUCUGAAACCUUUUGAGACUAGAAUUUAUUUUUCAGAUUUCAAUUCCAAGGUCAAGAAUAAGCAUUCAUGGAAUUAUUAUUUUGUUUGUUUUAGAUAUCUAAUGAAGUUGAAAUUUAGAAUCAUUAAUGUUUUAACCUCCAACAAGGGUAGAAAUUUUUAUGUUUGAAAAGUGUAUGUGCUCCACAUUUACAUAACAAUUAUCGUUCAACAAUGUGAAAUUACCACUGCACAAAAGGGACUGCAGGGUUGUCAUUAAGAGCCGGGGGCCGGGGAUUUUCCCCGGCUACUAAGAGAGUGGCCCCCAGCUACUUUUAUAGGAAAAUAGAAGAAAAAUAGAACCACAAGAAAUGCCUAGCCGUUUGAUUCCCCACUUACUUGUUGUAUUUACCCGGCAACUUGAAAUCUUAGUGACAACCCUGGACUGUGUCGCGGCCGUCUUGCUUGUUUUGUUAUUAUUGCCAAUUACACUGUCUUAUGCGCUGUGGAACUUAGUGUUAGGGAACAAAUUACCUGUAAAUGACAAAAUGACAGCUUCUUGUCCAACAAAUAUACCUCCCUCCCAAGCAGUAUAUCAAGAAUUACAAUGAACAGAAAUGAACUUUGAAAAACUAUUAGGCUAACAAGAUUUCAAAAAUGUACGAUUGCGAUCUGUUUUAAUCUUCUUCAGGUUUGUCCAUCCAUGCCUUCUUUUCUAUUUUCUGUGCUAUUUACACAUGUGCCUUCUUUUGAUGUUUUGUAAUUGAGCGGUUAUUUCUAUGUUUGACUCAAUUUGGUGACAGUUCCUGCUGUUAAAAUUUUGAUAAAGGUUGUGACACUGCUCUAUUGAUGCUGUGGUGGCAAAAAUGUGCUACUUACUCUCUCUUCCCAGUUCAUAAUAACUAUGACCAUUUUCUGUUUUACAGGUUGUUAAUCCAAUACCUGAGGUGACAACUGCUGUUCCGCUUCCUUUACCAAAUGGAAAAUCCCUUCCUUCAUUCUCAUUUUCACCCACCUCCCAGACUGGGAAAACAAAUUCACCAUCAACGGAAACAGUGAGUUUUUUUUUUUCUAAAUGAUUUUUUAUGCUACAUGUUUGACUGCAGUCCUAAAACAAGAGAGAAACCUUUUCCUGCUAUAUUCUGCCUUGUACAUAAAAAUUAAUGUGAAAAUAAUAAAUGCAGAAAAGAUCAUCGCAGUUAAUUAAUAUGCAACUUACACAGUUGUGAAAGGAAAACACCAGUAUUGCAGAGGUCAGGGUUUGGAUCCCAGCAAGCCUGAAUUUUUUAAGGCUUUCUUUUUGCAACUGCGUAACGAUAUCUGCAUUUACUUCUUCAUCCUGCAGUUCAAAUAUUUGAAAUUCAUGUAAAUUUAUUAUUCAGCUUUUUACAUUUAAUAUGGUUGACAGUCCCUGUGGCUUGAGAGUUUUGAUGUUGUUUCAGUUUCACCAAGGGCUGGUCAUCAUCCUCUGUUGUGUGGCUGACAUUAGGGAAAUUUCUUUCACUUUUUAAUCCUUUGAAGGGGCUCUAUCCCAAUAUUAAUUUUGUGAUCCAUAUUUUGCAACUUGUAAAACCAUCUUGAAACCGAAGGAAUCGUUUAAAUGUGAUAGUUUUGAAAAUUAAAAAAAAGAUGGAAGGUACACUGUAUCUAUGUGGAUUAGAAAAUUUAACUUAAUUUUCUCAAGGUGGGGAGACUUUGAUGUAUCAUUUCUAAUCCUUAACUAAACUAGCUUGGGAGUAAGAAGUGCUUAAAAUUCCUAGUUCUCAUCUUGAUCAUAUAAAAAUCUGUCAUUCUUGUUUCUUUCCUUUUUUAGUUGGUCCCAACAACCAAUGCCACGUCAACAGGAGAUUUUGCAAAGAAUAACUUCAAAUUCUCUGCACCUUCCACAAAAGUACCAGCCUUUUCACAAGAAUUAUCCACAAUCAAUCAAAGUAGCUCUAACAUGGUAAAGUACAGUAUAAUUACAGAAAACAAUAUUCUCCUAUAUAAGCACAUGUACCCUGCGCCGGGCUUGACGUUGCGACCCAUGGGGUCGCCAAUGCGACCAGCUUUUACUCAGUCGCGACCAAAUUUACGCGCCUGGUCGCCAACCUGGCCCCCAAGAUAGGUGACUUUCUUCUUUGGGAAAACGUACACUAAUGAUAAUCCGUUAUCCUUCACAAAACUAAAUCCAUUAAUUCUUGAAUAUAAUUUUUGGCGACCAGAAUACUUGUUCUGGUUACAAAAAAGGAAAACUUGGGUGCCAGCUGGCCCAAAGAUUUUUUUCUGAAAGUUGAGCUCUGCUGUGGCCCUUUUUCUUGAAAUUUCUGGUUUGAAAAUUCUGGAAACUCUUCGGGUCAAAUGUAUCAUCAUUUCAAUUUAUCCUUGGAGAGCGAGGGCCUACGAAUCCAAAAAGAAUAUGAGAGUUGUUUAGAACUUACUCUUACGAAUUGCAUUCCUUGCUUCUGCUUGACCAAAACAUAAUAAAACUUGCAAUAUUAUUUGUUAAAGAAAAACGUUUUGUUAAGUGACCAAAGCCAGAAAUUUGCCAACUUCUUGAAACUAAAAAAAAUGAGUUCCUGCAGAUCUGAAGGUCAUUCUCAAAGGUACUCUUAUUUCCUGGAAAAUUUUUAACCACAGAGUCUCAGAAACUUUGAGCUUUUUAAUAUUCCAGCAUUCUGGGUUCUAAUUGUGAGCAGGUCAUAAAAUGUUUUGGGAGUUAAUAGGGGUCACAUGAGACAGAUUUCCCAGGGAUGGCCUACAGAAUCAAGCCUUUAUGUGUGUUUAUACUUUUCAAUUGAUGCUUCACAAAUGUUGGAAAAAAUUUGUCCCACAACAUAUGGCAAAAACUUUAAAGUUCUUGUUGAACGUUAUUGUGGAGGUACAUUACAAAAAAAUUGUUCUUCCAAGAAUUUACUCCUUGUAAGAACGACUGGGUUUUUUGGAAUUAUCUGAUUUUGAUUCUUCUUUCUCUUAGAUUACAUUUGCCUUCAGUCAGCCCACUCCUGUCAAUGAAAUGUAAGUCGUUAAUAAUUUUUGCCAAAACAAUGUUGUCUGUCAUUGUGUUUUUGCCUGGUCUUUAACUUUUCAUGUCAUAAUACGGUCGCAAGAAAUGACUAAAGAGUGGUAGACUGCAAAAACAGCCAUCUCUCCUCGCUCCUCACCGCAAGGGACGUGGUGCCAGGAGGGACAUCUGUUCCUCAGCAACAGAAAUUCCAUACUGAUGACCUAAAUCAAUGUUUUCAUAAUUAAUCCAGUAGUCAUGGGGUUUCUAAUGAAAAGUUGAUCAAUUUUGUUUCUCCUGGACAAUAAUGGUGGUAAGUUUUGUGUUCUUCUGCAAACAAGCUUCAGCAAAAUGCAAAUACCUCUUCUACAGAAGAAUAUAUUCCACAUAUGUUGACUGUUUUGUAGUAGAUUCAUCGUGUUUACAUUUGACCUUUGAGGCCUUUUGUCUGUCAUUUGUAAACAGGAGCUAAAAAAUAUUACUACUAUGUCCACCAAUCAGAGCUCCUCUGGCCAGAUUCUGGACAGACUUUAUAUCACCAGUAUGAAAUUUCUGUAGCGGAGGCGCUUACAUCCGUCUUAGCAAUUUGUCCCCAGCGGCAAGGAGUGAGGGAGAUGGCUGUUUUUCCAGGCUUAAAGAAUGGCAGGGACCUAUUAGCACUAAUACGGUGCUGUUUGUACUAUUGAUUAAACCCCACCCUCAGUAAAAUGCAGCAGAUGGAAGUAAAAUUUCAAAUAAGUGUCCCACCCAGUCAGAAGAAUGCGGCUUUUAUUUGAGGAUUAUAUGAAAAAAACUUGGUAAAACUUGAUACUCUUCACCAUCUAGACAAUUACAAUUCCAUUUCAGCAAAAAAAGUAACACACUAUUUUAACAUCUUUCUGUUUUGCAUAAUAUUUACAAAUGAUUUAUCGAAAAUCCUAAUUUAUUGUUGUCAGUGAUUUAGGAAAUGUGAUUUUGAAAUAGAGUCCUCCCUCUAAUAAAUGCAACGCUUGAAUAAAGGCCGCAUCAGAAACACUAAAAAGCUAAUAAUUGCUGCUGCAUUUAAUCAAAUAAGUGUUGCUCUUCAUCAGAUUUUUCCAGGCACAUCUUCAAAUUCUUCUUCAUCAAUGGUUUUUCCUUACAGUUCAAAUUAAUUUUUGUGGUAAUACUGUUUCAGUGUUGAAGUCAAUGAUAAUCAACCAAUCAAGGAUGCACAAAGCGCCUGUGUAGUUUCAGAGGUAUGUCAGGUUAUGAUCAUCACCAUUCAGGGCUGUGCUCUAGCAGCACCCAGUGGCCCCUGGAUUUCACAGGCCCAGAGCACUGGGCUCCUUUCUAGUUUUUUUAGAGCACAGCCUUGCCUUUGAAGAGCCUUAGUGAUACAUUUUGCUAUGAUAGGAUGUGUACCUUGGUACACUGGCUAACAUCACAGGGGAGGGGAAUGUGCCUACAUGUAUCGGUAGGCAGAAAAAAAUUUGUGGAUUGGUACCCUUUUCGGAGGCUAAAAGCGAAAAUGAUAUAAAUGCGAUUUCCUCUCUCCCUUCUCAGGCCAUGAUAUGACACAUACCAUUAGCUUUAUAACAGGGCAGGAGCCCUUCUUUAUCGAAAUAACAAUGCCACAAUAUAAACAUUUUUGGCUUGUGGAAAAUAAAUAUUGUUGUGAUGUGUUAUGGCACUGAUGCAGCACUAGUCUUUUGCUGUUGCGGAUGUUGUUUGUAACAGCACCUUGACUCAUCAUGAUCAUCAUUCUUUGUUAUUCACUCUAUUCUGGUAGUACAGAAAAAAGAGGAAAUAUAGAUAACUACAGAGAACAAAUAAUAUAGCUGAUAUUCAACUAAAACAUGUACAAUUCUUAAAUCAGUGUGCAACAGUAACCAAGCUUUAGAGCUGGCUACCGCUUAUUGGCAAAGAAAGAUAUGCAAAUAAAGACUAUAAGCUCAUCCUGGCUAAUGGAUACAACUUUUUUACUUGACAGUUUAAACAGGCAGAAAAACCUCUGGAGCCAAAUAACAAUCUCUUCAAUAAAUUUGCCCCAUUACCCGGCUCAUGGGAAUGCGACACCUGCUUAGUGUCCAAUAAGGCAACAGACACAAAGUGUGUUGCAUGUCAGUCAUCCAAACCUUCUACUGGUAAACCAGCUCCUCCUAAGAAACCAGCACCGACAAAUAAUGACUUGAUGCAAAAAUUUGCCCCAGCGGCAGGGUCUUGGUCUUGUGAUUCUUGUAUGCUUAACAAUGAUGCAAGCAGAACAAAGUGUAUUGCUUGCGAGACUCCAAAACCUGGCGUCAAACCAGCAUUCACUCCAUCGAAAUCUGUUAAUGCAGACACUAAUUUAAUGAAAAAAUUCGCUCCUCCGGCUGACUCAUGGAGUUGUGGUACUUGUGUGCUUACGAAUAAAUCAACGGACAGUACUGGUGUGGCUUGCCAGUCACCCAAGCCAGGUACUAGUAGAACUGCAAAAGCAACUGCUGCACCAUCAUCGGGUGUUUCAACAAUCACUGUGCCUGACAGUAGUUUAGCAGCAAAGUUUGCUCCUCCUUCUGGAUCUUGGGAAUGUGACACUUGUAUGGUAAAUAAUAAAGGCGAGGAUACAACUUGUGCGGCUUGUCAAACACCAAAACCAGGCGCAAAGCCAACUGCAACCAUCACUUCUGGGGGAUUUUCAUUACCUGGUGGGAAGGCAUCUUCUUCUUCUUCACCAUUUCAAUUUGGCGUCAAUAAUUCAUCUGAUGCAAAUUCUGGUACAGGAUCUUCGAUCAAAUUUGGAGUAGACACGAAGUCUACGGGUGGACCAAGUUUUUCAACACCAUUCACAUUUGGAGCGGACAACAAAAGCACAAGUGAUUCAACUGCCUCUGUGACAUUUACUUUUGGUUCUAGUAGUGGAGAGCAGAACAAAAAACCUAACACUGAGCAGGAGGCAGAGAGUGCAGGGAAACUUCCUGCCACUUUUAGAUUUGGUGCAACUUCAGCUAACUCCAGUGAGCCAGGAGAGAACAAGACAACCGCUGCUCCAACUUUCACUUUUGGCUCAUCAAAUUUUAAUCAUGACAGCAAAGAUGGGACUGCAAAGGCACCAACGUUCACGUUUGGAGCAAGCAGCUCGUCUGACAAGGACAAAGCAACUUCCGGAAGUGUUAAAUUUGGGGAAUCUUCAGCACUUGACAAACAAGGUACUACGAUAACUGUUGUUGUGUUUGUUUGGUUUUUGCCCUGAAUUAUAUUGUGAUUUUGUAUGUUUGUUUUAGGCUUUAAAGAUUCCCUUUAUUUCAUUUUCUCAAAGAGCCUAGACCACAGCUUUUUAGCGUUUUAUAGUGCUUGUAAGCUGCAGCAGCAUCUGCCCUUUUUUAGUAAGCAGAGGUCUCCUGGAGGUUUAUUUUUCAGUGCAUUUGGACUUGGGGGGUGGGCGGAAAGGUGCUUAACAAAAGUUCUCUUUUUCUGUCACUCUCUUUAUUAAUGUGCUGAAAAGAUGUUUAGUAAGGCAAGCUAUUUCAAGCCCAUAAGCACGUACCUCCUCCAUUUUUUAAAGCUGAGUACCACUACGAAUUGUCCCUAGUUUUCUCUUAGGGAUAGUCGAGCGAGCGAAAUAUGUGAGCGCACGUGAAAAUUCGCCACGCGCGAGAAGAGGCGAAACGGGUAGGAAAGUGACAAAACUUUCUCUAUUCCUUCCGUGUGUCACCUUCGCCGAGGGUGACCAUUUCCACGCCCUUUCGUGUAUUUGUUUCACUUGGCUGUCCCUUCAAGGAAAGGUGAGCAGGGAGCACGAACUAGCAAGUACUGGGUGGGGAUGGUGGGAAUGAGCCCAGAGAAAAUAUCCCCAAAGUAGAUGAUAGCAAGCGACUGGGGACUUAGCAAAAUGAGCACAAUAUAACCCUUUAAGUCACAUGAGUUACCAUCAUCAAGAGAAAAGGUUGUGAGAAUUGAUAACACGAUCACUAAAGGGAAAAUGCGUUGAUUUUGAUCUUUAAUCAAUUCCUUUCAACUAGUUCUUUAACAGUUACGACAUCAUUCAGUAUGCCAGACUGUCUUGUCUGUUUGAUUCAAGUAUCUCACCAUUUAAAUGAAUUGCAAAUUAACCCGAAAAGAAAUUUCGGGAUUGGACCCCAUGGCCUCUGCGUUAGCGCUGCAGUGCUCUAACCUGAGCUAUGAAGACCCAUACAUUGGGAGCAGACCAAUUUGUUGAGUUCAUCUUAACCCGUGAAAGGAUUAAAAUACAGAAUGAUGGUGUGAAUUGCGGAAAUGAUUUAAAAUAUGAAGAUAUGAUAUCUUCAUUUAAAUUAUUUCCGCAGUUCACGUCAUCAUUCUCUAUCUCACCAUUGGUAUUACCAUCAAUCAAUAUCGGAGGUGGGGUCUAUAGGCUGGGAUCUUAUGUGAUCCGAGUAGUCUUGGUUUCUCGGACUGGGAGUGUUGUAAAUGGGUUAAGUUGAAGCAACCAAAACUCCCUCAUUUAUAAAAAUUACACUUUGACUGAAGCUGCUUUUGCUUUCUAGUUUAAUCCCAAUCAAAUUUUUUCCGCGUAAUGAAAUCUACUUCCGUUCUACACUAAUCGGUGACACGCCUCGAAUUUAUUCAAGAACAGUUUGUUACCCUGAAGGAGACUAGAUUUUGUAUCCUAAUUUCUCCUUCACAGAUAAACCAAACUCAAUAGCAGCAGCUGCAGCGAGUGGUUUUCUAAAGGUACCUGGGAUGAACGAACCAGCAAAAACCGCAGCUGAACAGACAUCCAGCAGCCAGUCAGGAGUAGGUUUGAGUAUUGCCGAUGCAGCUAAGUCAGGAUUCCUUAGAGUACCUGCAGUUGGAGAAAAGAAAGGUCAGAAAACUGUCACUUGUCUUAGCUUUGUUUAAAGGAGUAGUGUCACGAAAUUUAUCAGAAUUGAAAGAGUGGGGACCGUCGGCAAACUGAGUGAAACGUACAAAUAACUGCUCAAAACAUGAAAAGAAGUUAUAAAUAACACAGCAAAUAGAACAGGAAGAGCUGGUGGGCAAACUUGAGGAAGCCUUUGAUGCAAAGUGUAAGCACAAGCAACACAGUGCAUGCACAUGAACUAGUCAGUUCCUGUUGUGAAUUAAGCUGAAGUACGCUGUGGCGACUGCGAAUGUGUUGCUUUUGGUAAUGCUUGCUUCGUAACUUUGUAAAAGACUGAAGAAGGUAGAUAUGGUUCCAAAUAUUUCUGCCUUGCAGCUCAAGUCGGAAAAACGGAUUUGCAGUAAUCAAGCAAACAUCUUUGAUUAAAGUUUGUGUUGUAGUCUUACUUUAAACUUGAAACUCUUCUUCCUGCUAAGCACUUGAAGUACAGUAGUAUCUGGAAAAGUGGAUUUUCGCUUUGUACAGAAGUAGGAAAGACGAAGCAAACAUUCCGUUAAUAUAAAUUUAAAGAAAAAUCCCAGUGUUGUAUACACGCCGGCGUGCUUCUAAGUGCACACGCAUUGGUGUCUGGCGCCGUAGAUUAAUAGUACACAGCGUAUAGAAAUAUACCCGAGAGUACAUCGUUUAAAAAUUAAUAUUUUUGUUAUGUUUUUCAGAUGAGUUUUCCUCUCCUCCAGUUGUGAAUCUAUUUGCACCCGCUCAGAACAGCUCAGGAUCUACAACAGCUAAACCAGAGACAGGUUUGUUUACAAGGUUCUUAACCCUUUAAGCCCCGAUAUCUACAUACAAAUUCUCCAAACUGAUCUCCGUACAUUUCCUUAAAGAAUUAGUUAACAGAAUUUGUUCAAAGAUCAAAACAUUUUCGCUGAGGUGAUCAUUUUAUUGAUUCUCCUAACCUUUUCUUUUGAUAAUGUAUUGAUAUUGUGAGGAGAAAAUUGAUGUUGGUCACUCUUGGGGCUUAAAGGGUGAAGAAAGUCCAUAUUUGACCAUCUCAUUUAAAAUUUCGGCCUUAUCGCUAGCAGGCAACAGUAAAAACCCGCAUGUAUGAACCGCCUACAUAACCUAUCCAUCCUGCUUUCACCUUACCCCAGUUUCUGUGACAAGAAUCAGAUAACACUCAGUGAGUAGGAGAGUGUUUUAAUAACAUUUUGGUGUGGUAUUUUGUUUAACAGGGUCAGGAUUUACAUUUUCUAUGCCUCCAGCAGCUGCCGGUGGUGUUAAUUUUGGAUCGGCAUCAUCUACUUCUGGGUCAUUUGCUCAAGGCGGCCUUGAAGCAGCUGCUUCAUCCGGGACUACAUUUCAAUUCGGAGCAUCAUUAAGCUCAAAUCCGACUGUAACUUCUAAAGCAGACGCUACAGCAGCCCCUGCACCAUCUCCUUUUAGUUUUUCUGUUAAUACUUUAGCACCUGCAACGACCACAGCUGCUGCACCCUUUACUUUGAUGGCGAAUGCUGCGUCAACAACUACCGCACCAGCGCCGUUUAGUUUUAACACAAAUACUGCGACUACAGCAUCAAUCACCACUUCUGCCACUGCAGCCGGCACUUUUCAAUUUGCUCCAAGCGGUCAAGCUCCGUCAUUUCAAUUCGCUGCCGUUAACACGACAUCGGUGACUACCGCUGCUCAACCAGCACAACAGACAUUUAGCAUAACACCUACUCCAGCAAGUUCCAGUUCAGAAACAGUAAAACCGUUUUCAUUCAAUUCUGGCUCUACCUCCCAGGGAUUUUCUUUUGCCCCAUCCAACCCCCCAGCAACGUUUAAUUUUGGAGGAUCAAAACAAUCAGCUUUCGCAGGAUUCGGAGCAGCACAGUCAUCUUCAAAUCAGCAGGCAGCUAAGAACGAACCGGCUUUUGCCUUAUUUGGAGCUGCACAAUCGUCCUCAAAUCAAGAGGUAGCUAAACAAACGCCGACUUUCCCGGGAUUUGGCGGUCAACCUCAACAACCAUCAGCUUCGGUUAGUAUUUCUACAUUCCAAUGCGUAUUUGUUCAGUGUCAGCUUUUUGGGCUAUUCCUAUUGGUCAAGGAGGGGUGAGGGACUGUUUUCUUUGACUUCAGGCAGUAGGCCAAAUAGGUAGGCGUGGUUUCCCAGAAAGUUUUCCACGAUUUUAAAACAACUGCAUCGAUACGUUGAGGUUGGGUGCCUGGAGUAUCCAAGGUCUUUCACUUUUGGCAGACAGCCUCUUGAUAGAAUAACGCACCCAUGGCUGGUACAACGGCGCAACCCAGCCAUAAGCCCCCACAUAAAAGGAAAAAUGUCAAUGAAGAAAGAACCACAGGGAGGGGAGGGGAAAGGAAAAUUGGCUGAAAAAACGUUCGUGGCGAAACAACGCUGCUGGAAGAAAACUCCACAUCCCACUGAAUCAGUUAGGGGUUUGGUAAACUACCGGGAAUGCGCACACCUACCGCGGACCACUCCUAUAAAUUACAAUUGCUCCAAAAAUCGGCUUUUCUGCUCCGCUAGACAUAAACAAAGUCGCCAGAACUUUGAAGUCUCCAAGAAAACUCAACUUCCUUGCCAGGAGCUCUCCUAAAAAAAAACGAUGCUGACGAGUACAGAGUUAAGUAGAGUCUACUAUAUGAUCAAACCUGAAACCAAAAGCGACUCUUGCCUUUUUAAAAUAGAUGCAGGUAGAUUUGUUACACAGAUCAAUGAUUUAAUGCAAUUUUCUUUUUCUCACAGACAUUUACGUUUGCUCCGCUAUCGAACUCGACAUCAGCGCCUUCUGAAGAAACCAUGGAGGCUGAUGGCAGCAACAGUGGAACCAACCUAUUUGCCCCAUCAGGUGAUUAAGCUUAAAAAGUGUGCAAAUGAUAGGGAGCUAAAACAACGACGUUUUUAACGACGCACGUGAAACCGGAAGUGCAGUUUUUGCAUUCUCGCGUCAUGGUUUUGGCAGGUUUUUUUGCGCCCAAAUCGUCUCUAUGAGUCUUGAGACACUUAACAAUGGAAAAGGUCUCACUUCCGGUUGACGUGCGUCGUUGAAAAACGGGUUAACACUUCAAGCCCCAAUGGUGACCAACAUCAAUUUUCUCCCAACAAUAUCCAUACCUUGUCAAGAGAUAAGGUUAUGAGAAUCAGUGAAAUGAUCACUAAGAGAAAAUGCUUUGAUCUUUUAUCAAAUUCUCUCAACUACGUCUUUAAAGAAAUGUAUAGAGAUCAGUUUGGAGAAUUGCUAUGUUGCUAUUGAAGCUUUCUUUUCAUGCCGACAUGAAAAGCUAUCCGGUAUGGUGUGAACGGUAACUGAACGGCACAAAACUAGAACAAGUGGUUGACACAUAUCGAACAUCGUCCCGGAGCGGUUGGUCGUAACCAUCACUUCCGAGUAUUUAUUUCCGGCUCAAUGGGUUUCAGCCCUGGAGCCGGGGACUCCUCGCUCAUACUCCUUUACUUCCGCUACGGUCCUAACAUAUGUUUACACCGCAAUAGGACUAGCUCAGUCGGUAGAGCGCUUGACUGAAGAGCGGUAGGUCGGGGGUUCGAUUCCCGGGAUCGGACCAUUACUCAGGGUCUUGGAAUAACUGAGAAAUGAAGGGUACUCCCUUUGUACUGCAAGCGGCGAGACCUUCGCGUGGCUCGGAUGAUCACGUAAAAUGGCUAUCCCGUCUCCAGUUGGAGACGUAAAAAUAGUGUCCCCAAUUAGUACUGUCGUGCUAAAUACGUUGACACUCAAAUAAAGAGCUUUUUUUUCAUACUGCGACGAAGAGUGGGAAAAACCUAUCCGAUAUGUCACAAUCCACUUUGAAGAUCAGCGGGUUACAGAAAUCUCGCCGAAGUCAUCGUUAUGAGUGAACAGAACCCCUAUCCGGUAUGGUUUGCGUAUCGGCGCAAGAUUCGGUGUAACGUUAACAUGUCCGAAGUAAACAAAUUGUAUUUUUACGGUGGUUACCUAACCGUUGCGGGUGUUACUUUAAGUAGUUUCCUUUUUUUGCGAGAAUCCAUUUUUUGAUUGUGCCAUGAGCUCUUUCACCCCUGCGCUCGAAGUUAAUCAGGGACUUUAAGAUCCAACGACGCGACGGCAACGAGAACGUCGCUUAAAAAUUGAAUUUACGUUCUUUUAGACUUUACAGCGAUUAUUCCUACCCACUUACGUUGUCAAAUGUAGGCGAACCCUCCUAAAGCUAGAUCUCAGGUGACCAUAUUCAAACUCAGAAAGAGAAAUAAUAAUUCGUCGUGCUUGUUUACGUCCUCCUUAAAACGCGCGAAAUUAGGAAUUUUCACGUCGAAGCCGUGCAAAAACAGGAAAGAAGUGUACAAAAAAGCGUGAUGGACUUUCAAAGUUGUUGUUUUGCUUAUUAAGCCUUUUGUUUUUUUGACGUUGUCGUUGCUGUCCGCGUCAUUGGAUCUUAAAGUCCCUAAUGACUUCUGUAAAAUUACCUCCAUGAAUUAACCAUUUCUCCUUUCUCUUUUAGCCAACGCAAUGACCACUCCAUUCGGUUCCUCUGGGCCCAGCACAGCAUUUAAUUUUGCAGCCCCAACCCCUCCCGCCUCAGGAGGCUUUAACUUUUCUGCACAGGCGACUAACACAGGAUCAUCGCCGUUUGCGUUUGCACCGCCUGGAGGAGGAACGCCUUCGUUUGGUGCUAGUAAUACGCCAGCGGCCAACGGUGAGCUUUACGGCUUGUUGAUAGGGCAGUUUCAAUCUUGUCGUUUUACAUUUUUCAUUUAUACCAAAGCAGCAUCACCUUCAGUGAUUUUGUCACCCCUGCGUCCUGCGUUCCUGACACAUAAAAAUCCCCAAAGACGCAAAAUAAUUGAUCACAUCUGUCCCGUAGGACGCCAAGAUCGAUUGACCAAUUUGAAAAUGUUUUUUGUAGUAUAUCUUCGUGUGAUUUCUGUGGCUGUUGUUUAACGAUGCGUAAUAGUUUCAGUCUUUUUCUGUCCUUCAAUUGGAAGGUACUGGUAUAUACUGUAUUAAAGAGAUUUGAACUAUGUCUUCAGAUUAGCUGUCUGGUUACAUAAAGGCCCAAGCGUUUUCGAUUGAGGACAUCGUUUUUUGAACUGGGACUCAAUGGUUCUUGACUGGAACUCGUAAUUUUUCUCAAGAUGAACUACAGGACUCACCAUAACUAUUUCUAACAAAGACGCUGAACGUGAAUUGAGGUUCGCGUAAUCUUGAAUUCGCACUUCUAAAAUAUGAGUCCUUUAAGGUUUCCCCCCAAACUUAUCAACAAUUUACUAACUUGACGUUUUCUCGGUUUAUAGCGACUCCUCCCGCCGGUUUUAACUUUGCUCCCACGGCGACUAACAAUAACCUGAAUAGCUCCGGAAUGUUUAGUUUUGGAGGCGCACAACCCCAGGGGAACACGAUGUUUACAGCAGGAACUGGCGGAGAAAAUGCGGGAAUAGCCGGGAGGAAGUUCAAAAAAGCCGUGAGACGCACUAAGCGUUAGCGACAACACUCGUCUUACUAGAGGCUUACCUGACAAGACUGUAGUACACUAACCGAGUGCAAACAAACGUUGCGAGACGAGACUUUGUCUCUAACCGAUUAACCCCGACGGGUUAACGAACGUGCGACGCUACUCCGAUCUGUUCCGAUGACUUAAACGUGCGGACGAUAGACAAAAACGCUAUGAAACGGCGACGCGUUGUCGCUAGACGUUUGACAAAAUGGAAAUACGCGUACGUACGAAGGCGCACUGCAUGGAUUCCUCCUUCCGCGGAAUAAACGAGGUGUAUCCAUUUGGACGAUUAAAGUUUUAGGGUGUAAAACACCCUUGAAAACAAGCUCCGACCACGAAAUUUUGUAACAAGGAAAUUUUUCUUCAACACUGCGACCACACUCUCUAUGGACAAAGUUACUCCACCGUACAGACCAAUGACACUUUUGUUAUUAAUAUAUAUUUUUUGUAUCAAUGAUUGUUAAUGCGUAUGAAGUAUUUGUUGUAAAGCGUGCAAUUUGCAUCGAUGUGUGAGGAUUUAGUUUCUCGGUUUAUUUUAGUUCCACUGAUUUGCAAGGAGUUGCCUCUUAACAAAGAUUUGAAUGCUUUGAGGCAGUUCGUAGAAAUUGGGAGAAAUUUCUAUACUUUAUUUCUUUUGUUAGUGAGAAGCAGCGGGAAAACAAUCGCGUGCGACUUCCUUAUUCGCGCGCGAUGUGUCUCAGAGGAGUGAUGACCAACCAGCCCAGAAAUGUGAUGCGAUGUAAUUGUUUUAAAUUUUAUAGUUCUAUGAUCCAUACUCCGAAUAAAUUAAAAGAAGCAAUUCCUUGUAAAUUAAG